This is a messenger RNA of Callorhinchus milii (elephant shark), 3511 nucleotides long. RefSeq names its product F-box protein 32 (gene fbxo32). Gene Ontology annotation, cellular component: SCF ubiquitin ligase complex; nucleus; cytoplasm. Gene Ontology annotation, molecular function: protein binding. The transcript has 9 exons. The record is from RefSeq and is a predicted model, not a curated record. Bases 47 to 1111 code for a protein of 354 amino acids. Lineage: Eukaryota; Metazoa; Chordata; Chondrichthyes; Chimaeriformes; Callorhinchidae. Gene Ontology annotation, biological process: protein ubiquitination.
CCCUGUGAGUGUGAGUGUGUGUGAGUGUGUGUGAGUGUGUGUAACGAUGCCCUUUCUGGGCCAGGACUGGCGCUCCCCCGGGCAGAGCUGGAUCAAGACGGACGAUGGUUGGAAAAGGUCCAGCGAUGAGACCAAUAACAACGUGGCUCAGCUGAGCAGUUUUUGUGAUGAAGAGGAAUACAAUAAGGAGAACCUUCUGAAAAACGUCAGCUACGAAGUGACAGCAAAGAAGCGAAAGAAGGAUCUUAUGAACAUCAACACAAAGAUUCAAUGCUUUCAUCAAGACAAGUGGAUCUAUGUUCAUAAAGGAAGCACAAAGGAGCGCCAUGGGUACUGCACCUUGGGUGAAGCUUUCAACCGUUUAGACUUCUCCAGUGCAAUUCAGGAUACCAGAAAAUUUAACUACGUUGUACGGCUUCUGGAGCUGAUAGCAAAGUCCCAGCUCACCUCCCUCAGUGGCAUUGCCCAGAAGAACUACAUGAACAUUCUGGAGAAAGUUGUACAGAAAGUGCUUGAAGACCAGCAGCAUAUCCGACUGAUUAAGGAGGUGUUGCACAGUCUGUAUACAUCCCUGUGUGCACUGGUCCAGGGAGUAGGGAAGUCUGUGCUGGUGGGAAAUAUUAAUAUCUGGGUUUACAGGAUGGAGGCCAUCCUGCACUGGCAGCAACAGUUGAACAAUAUUCAUAUCAGCAGGCCCACAUCCAAAGGAAUAACCCUCACAGACCUUCCAUUGUGUCUCCAGUUGGGCAUUAUGCAAAGAUUGUCCGAUGGAAGAGAUAUUGUCAGUCUUGGUCAGGUUGCACCAAGCCUCCAAGUGUUAAGUGAGGAUCGGCUUCUGUGGAAGAAACUGUGUCAUUAUCACUUCACGGAACGGCAGAUUCGCAAACGUCUGAUUUUAUCUGAAAAAGGCCACUUGGACUGGAAGAAAAUGUACUUUAAGCUGGGGAGGUGUUACCCAAAGAAAGAGCAAUACGCAGACACACUGCUCUUCUGCAGACAUUGCCACAUCCUCUGCUGGAAGGAUGUCCAGCACCCCUGCACGGCCAAUAAUCCCGAGGGCUCCUGCACAUUUAUUUCACCCCUUGACUUCAUCAGUCUCUUCAGGUUCUGAACAGGCUGACAUUCGGGACACUUCUGCAGAAGCAUUUCCUGCUUUGACACGAUGACAGAGCUACAUUUUUUUUAAAAAAUGAUGUUUUUUUGCUUACACAUGUAAAUAAUGUACAGUACUAUUUAUAUUUGACCUUUAUAGCAGAGCUAAAAUAGACACCUGGGCAAGUUUUUUUAGAAAGAAAAGAUCAAAAGAUGUAAAUAUAUUUGAGGAAGCUGCUGGGAUGUGGAACUGAAGAAGAAUGUGGAAGUGGGACAGAGGAAGAUGCUGAGAGUGGGACUGAGGAAGAACCUGGGAGUGGAGAUUUGUUGGGCGUUUGGUUGAAGAUAAACAUAUGUCUGUGGAGGAAGGCCAGGCUUGGACAUUCAGCGAGAAUUGAGAUUUCUCUUGAAGAUUGCAUAGAUUUUGACAGAUUGAGGGAUAUUGAUACCAUAGUAUUGGUGAUUGGGCACAGAGGCAGCCCAGCUGCAGAUUUUGACCAGCAUGAUCAUAAACACAACCAUAUAUGCAGUGACAGAACUCUUAACUGCACCAAUAAUACAUGCAUGUGCACAGAUUUCAGAUAGAUGGAAUUUGAUGGUUCUUAAACUUGUUAAAAGAACAACAAAAGUAACAUGACGUAUUAGUGUUUGUAUGUGCCUGAUGUGUGUAAUACUGUGAGAGUUGCUGAAUUUUAUUUUUGUUUAAAAAAAAUUGCCCUGAUUUUUCAACGUCUUGCUUUUGCAAUAAUUCCUUCUAUUUCAAACCAAUACAAUUAUCAGUGUGACUUGAAGUGACUGUUUCUUAUUUCAGUUGAAGCCACUGGUUCUGAGAUAGACAACCAAUCUUUGGCAUGGUGGUCUUUGGGCUUUGGAUUUGAGAUGGAGCUCAUUUAAAUUUACAAUACAAACCUGUGUCAACUCAAUUUAGGCAAUGUGCCUAAUUCAUUGCUUGGCACACUUUGUGUUUUCAAGCAUAUACAAAUGCAAUCCCAUUUCCCAGUAUUAUAUAAAUAUAUAAUAUAUAUUAUAUAUUUAUAUAUAAUAUAUAUUAUACAUAUAUUAAUUGAACAGUAUAUCUCUGGGUGAAUUAUAAGUUUGGCAGGGAUUGUGUUGUGUUUGAAUGAUGGCCAUGAGGAAUGGAAGAGGCAAGUGCUUUGUUAUUCGGUUGUGUUUAGGUCUAUCAUAAGUAAGAACUUCUUUUUGCAACUUGCAUCAUACGUUAUUUUGUCUGCAUUUUUAAAACUUUUUUUGCUAUGUAGAUGAUAUGUAAUCUUAGACUAGAGCAGUGUCAGGUUGAUAUAUUAUGAUGAAGGGAAAAAAGAUCUGUUUUCACAGGAAUCUAGAGAUUGUAUGAUAACUGCAUAAGGUACACUAAAGGUAGAGGUUAAAGGAGAUUGAGGUUAGAAUGAGGCUGUUCCAUACAGGAAUGUUCUGAUCGGUUUAUUGAAUAACACAAGUGUUCAGUGAUGGAGGAAUUUAAGUGUAUCAGGGAAUUGAUGUUGAAAGCAAUGCGGGCAUUCAGUUCGCACAAUUUUAAAUAUAGUGCACUCGCUUUUUAAUCAGAGCAGAAUUUUUACCACAUGGUUUACAUUUGAAAUAUUUUUNAUAACUUCUCUCUAGAUCAACACUGGUAUCGUGCAGCAUCAUGCGUACAUUAACUUCUAAUAUUUGACAAUUUCUGACAGGAUUGCUUUAUAAUAAUCCAAAUCGGGAUUCCUGAUGUUGCAUCUGUAUCCUGACAGUAAACCACAGAGUGGUACAGAAAUCUGUGGUCAGCGUUGCGUUUGAGCAAGCAAGGUCUUCCAAUAAGACUUAACUCCUUAUAGGGGUAAGGAGUUAGAUUAGAGUAAAAAUUCAAACAAGUUUUUUUUAUAUAUAACUUUUGUUUUGAUAAUAUUAAAAUGUUAGAUUUCUUUGAUCUGUUGCAGUUAUGCAAGUGAUUUUUUUUCUUAAAAAGUGGUAAUCUGUGAACAAAAAGAGAACUAUCUGAGUAAUGGGCUAAAAUUGGGUCUUUUAUUGUUUUAAAUUUGUUUUCUACACAGCAAGCCUGUUCUACGCGGCUAGCCUAUUCUGAGUGAAUGUGCGUGUGUGUUUUUUAUAUAAUACUUUGCUGUUUCAACCAAGACAGUGCCUAAUCGCUGCAGCUCUGCUUUAGCUCUGGAGCUGCAAGGUGCAUCUCUGAAUAUGAAAUCUUCCUGUGUUCCUUGAAUCUCAGGACCUGCUGUAUGCCUAAACUUCUGGUGCAAUAUGAAGUGUCCCUGCAUGUAAAAAUGUGUUGUUUUUGAUAUCUGCUUGGACAUUAUGCUGCAAAUUCUGAGCAUUUGUACUAUAAUGGAAUUAUCCUUCUGUUGUAAGAUACUGUACUUUUUUGUAAAUUUUUAAUUGCCAUCUUUUUAUUAAAUGAUAUCCUUGCUUUAAA